Messenger RNA from Chelonus insularis, 2915 nucleotides. Its product is annotated as endoribonuclease Dicer-like. Gene Ontology annotation, cellular component: nucleus; RISC complex; cytoplasm. The record is from RefSeq and is a predicted model, not a curated record. Gene Ontology annotation, biological process: pre-miRNA processing; apoptotic DNA fragmentation; siRNA processing. Gene Ontology annotation, molecular function: deoxyribonuclease I activity; ribonuclease III activity; RNA binding. The transcript has 2 exons. NCBI's taxonomy places the organism in Eukaryota, Metazoa, Arthropoda, Insecta, Hymenoptera, Braconidae. The coding region runs from base 1 to 2898 and encodes 965 amino acids.
AUGACCUUGCUAAAAUAUUGGCAGGAAGAAUCACCUGAAAAUAAAAAAAAAGUAGGAGAACCGGGCAAUAAACGUUCUUAUGAUAUAAUUUAUCCAAAAGCGUUUCAAAAUGCCUUUCCAUCAUCUGAUGAAGAUAUUUAUCUUCAUAUCAUUGAAGCAAAACCUAUGUAUCCAGUUCCUACUGAAAACAGAGAUCGCGUGUUAUAUAAUCUCUUUAAAAGCUCUUCUAGUUUUGCCAUACUCUCAAGUAAAAAAAUUCCAAAACUACCAGAAUUUUCAAUUUAUAUGAAAAUGGGUCGAGUGAAUGUAAAGCUUCAAACUAACUUUAAAUGUUUAAAAUUGUCUUCCGAGGAAAUCCAAGAACUUCGUCAUUUUCAUUGGUUAAUUUUCAAAGACAUCCUAUCACUUCUUAAAGAAUUUAUGAUUUUUGAUUCUCAAAGUAAAGAAAACAAUUUUUUAAUUGUUCCAACUGAUAAAGAUGGAGAACUUAAUUGGUCAGUUAUACGGAAUUAUAAAUCAUUAGAAAAAGUAUAUCCAAGAAAUAUUCCACAAAAUGCAAUAACAAAUGGAAUCGAUGACGUAAUUCUAGAAAAUUAUUCUGAUUGGGAAUUAGUGUCUCCUAACUAUCGAUCAGCAACGAAUAUUUAUGUUGUAACACGAGUUUGUCAUGAUCUAAAUCCUCAAUCAACUUUUCCCACUGAUGAUUACAUAUGUUAUUCCCAUUAUUUUCAUGAAAAACAUAAAAUUGAAAUUUCUAAUAUGACACAACCACUUCUCGAAGUAAAGCCAAUCUCUGAUAAAAUAAAUUUCAUAAAAAAAAGGGCACCUAUAUCCCCCAACAAACGAAAACGUGAUAACCUUGAAGAACAUUUAAUUCCAGAAUUAUGUUGUAAAAUCAAUUUUCCUGCAAUCUAUUAUCUUAAAGCACAAACUUUACCUUCAAUUCUUCAUAGAAUUAAUCAACUACUAAUUGCUGAGGAAUUACGACAGCAAAUUGCUACUGAAGCUCAACUUGGAUCUAUAUCAGCAUCAGAAGAUCAAGAUUCGUGGGAAACUCUGCAUUUCUCUGAUGAUGAGAUACCUAGUGACGAAGAAGCUACAAAUGAAAAUAUUGAUGAUACUGAUGAAUACGGUACACACAUUGAGGAUAUCUUAGAUGAAACUGAUGAUCAUGAUACUGUAAAGGAAGAUACCAAAAUUGAAGCAGAUAUAAAUAUCUUAAGCUUAAAUAAAAACGUUUAUCGAUGGACGAGUAUGAAAGAACCGCGCGAUUUAGAACGAAAUAUUUCAGCAAUAAAGUUAAUAGAUAUUGAAUAUUAUAAUUGUUUUCAACAUUCAUUAUAUUCUCUUACUGAAUCAGCUAAUAAUCGUAAGGAAUUUUGUACACGUCAACCAGUGGUUAAAAUACCAAGUCUUACCAUUAUAAAUAAAACUACAGGAAAACAGCCAAGUGCAGCGAAUUUACUCCCAGCAUUGAUAGUUAAACGAGCUAAUGACUCAAUUAAUCUAGAAAGAUUGGAAACAUUAGGAGACUCAUUUUUAAAAUUUAUCAUUUCUUUGUAUUUAUUCGAACAAUACGCUUAUCAACCUGAAGGUCGAUUGACAGGAUAUAAAGGAAAAAUCAUAGGCAAUAGAUAUUUAUAUUAUUGUGGAGUGAAUAAAGGAAUUCCUGGGAGAUUAAAAGUAGAAGACUUUGUAUCAAAAAGUAAUUUUAUUUCACCAUCUUUUUGUACACCUCAAGAAAUUCAACAAAUGAUACGUUCACAAAAUAAAUCGCCAAGUGUUUUAUAUGAAGUUAAUAUACCUCAAUCCGAACAAUUUCAAGGUAUAAUAUCUGAUGAAACUCGCAAUGAAUUUUUAAAUAAAAUUUCUUCAUGGAUAAAUCCCACAGGUUCUACAGGAGUUGAGCAUUUUAUAAACAUUCAAAAUAUUCCAGAUAAAACGAUAGCUGAUUCCGUUGAAGCUAUUAUUGGUGUUUAUCUUAAAAACAUGAAUUUGUUAGGAGCUAGCAAACUCCUACAAUGGUUUGGAAUCAUUCCGAAUCAAGUAAACGUUGAACAAAUAUUGUUUGGCACUCCAAAAAGUGCAGCAUUAAACGUUGGUGAUAUAAAUAUUUACAUGAAUUGGGUAGAUCAUAUAGAAGAGGUUCUAGGCUAUAAAUUUAGAGAUCGUACAUUUUUACUUCAAGCAUUCACUCAUGCUUCAUACUCUCCGAAUAAAAUAACAUUAAGUUAUGACAGACUUGAAUUUCUUGGUGAUGCAGUAAUCGAUUUUCUGAUUACGGUUUAUAUUUACGAGAAUUGUAAUAAUUUAAAUCCUGGAGAAUUAACUGAUUUAAGGUCAGCCCUCGUAAAUAAUAUCACAUUUGGAUGUUUAACUGUAAAAUAUAAAUUAAAUACUGCCUUACUUUCUUAUACUCCUACUUUAUUCGAAAGUAUUGAUAAUUUUGUGAAAUUUCAAGAACAUAGAAAUUAUGUGGUUGAUGACGAGUUACUUCGGAUUCUCUUAGAAGAAGAUGAUUGUGAUGUAGCAGAAUAUGUUGACGUGCCUAAAGUUUUAGGUGAUAUUUUUGAAUCCGUAAUAGGAGCUGUUUAUUUAGAUAGUGGUAAAGAUCUCACAAGGACUUGGAGCGUUCUUUAUUCAUUAAUGCAUGACGAAAUUAAUAAAUUUAGUAAAAAAGUGCCCAAGCAGGCUAUUCGUGUCCUUUAUGAAACUCCAGGUAUUAAACCACGAUUUUCGAAAAUUAAAAUUGAUGAAAAUACUAAAAAAAUAUUGGUAACUUUAGAAAUUAAAACUCUCGGUAAAUAUCGCUAUUUUCAUGGAUUUGGCAAGACUAUAAAAUUAGCAAAAGUAGGCGCAGCAAAACGAGCUCUAAAAUUUCUUCAAAAAUGUAAUUAACAAAUUUAUUCAAAUGG